GAGCCCGAGCAUCGGAGUGGAGUGGAAACAGGAAGAGAAGGCGAGGGGAAGAGAGGAGAUAGAGGAGAGGACCGGGUUAGACAAGGUGGCGAGGAGUGAAAAGGGGAGCAGGAGGGCUCCACAGACAAAGAGGAGUGAAGGAGCCUUUCACAGGGCCUGAAGAGUCUGCACAGAUCCGUUAUAUUCCUUUUCCCCGACUGACGCCGUCACUGAAUUCGGACCUGGGGGUCUGUCUGUCGCCCUUCUCUCUCAGCAGUCAUUGCAAGAUUGCCUCUUGCUCUCAGGUGUGAAGUGGAGGGCCUCCAAAACACGGACCAAGACUGGCUGCAUGUAUCCCCCAGCAGAGCUCUACUCUGGCCGCAACACAUGGGACUCCUAUCCAGCUGGAGGACCUAACAGAGGACAGUGGGGGCCUGCAAACGCUCGUCCCUGGAACCAAACACAAAGAUGCGUACAAGGGCGUGAUCAGUCCCAUCACUCACUGUCUAAUCGUCUUGUCAUCAGGGGAGACAGAGCAGUCAGCCAUGCGCAGGACAAGGGAAUCUCAAAGGGUCAUCGACAUCCACCUCGAAUCUGGGAUGGUAAAGGACCGCAAUUCGAGGGCCAGAACUGGCAUCCCAACUCCACGCGCCCUUUCAAGAGUCAAGCUGGGAGUAGCAACGGCUACCUAACAGCUGCAGGACAGCACUAUGCAGAUUGGGACAGCAAUCAUGGAGGUCCGCGGCUGAACCGCAACAGCAGGGAGCUCCCGUCCCAGCAGGAGAGAUGGGAUUCGUACGACUGCCGAAGAAACUUCCCAGGAAGAAUGGUGAACAACAGACCGGGACCCUGGAAACGGCCGGCCUGCCACCAGCGACACAGUCCACCCCCACAGCACCAUUCGUCUCCACGGGAUGCAUGUCCUGCCAAGAGGAGAAGGGACUCGGACCCAGAUCAGUCAUCUCAUUUUGGAUCAAGGAAUUUGCCUACACCUGUCCGUCCAACAACCCCCCCUCGCCACUACCGCUGCAGCCAAGACGACAGGCAGACUCUUCACAACAGGGCCGGUUCUUACAACUUCUUUGACCACAGAACCACAGCAGCACAGCCACAGGAAAGUGCAAAGCUGCGAAUGGGAGGCCAAGGCUUCGGUAACUUCGAAGCUCCGAACCAGAGCUGUGGCGGCAGAUUAACGCACUACGGUGACAGAGGGAGGGUAGAGCGGAAGAGCCCCCCUUCACCAGCAGACCACACCCGUGUGCCUUACAGCCAGCAGAACCAUCAUAACCACCAUCAGAGGCACCCAAGCCACCCCAGAGACGCACAGCACAGCGCCCCACCCUGCCCCCCGGAAGAGAGGGACUCACGGAACCAUCACCACCGGCAAAGCACAGAAACACACCCAAAAAGAAACUCGAAGGAUCCAUCCCUCCCCAAGAACUCGGUCUCAGAGUUUCAUCCCUUUUCAUCUCAAGUCUGCAGUCCAAAGGAUGGAAGUCCUGUUCCCAGCAGUCCACUUGUUCCAACCAGUUCUUCGUACCCUGCGACCAGCGGCAGAAAAUACCCCUCUGACAUCAUACCAUGCCGUCCCAGCCUCAGCGAACAACAGACAUCUCAAGCAAGCCCCAAUCGAAGCCCCAGCUUGGCACCAAACACGUCCCACACUGGGUCAAAAUCUAGGUCUUCAGAUCCUAAGAGCAAGAAGAUGUUCUCGAGUUCUCAAACGCUCCAGGAAAACAAGCUUGAGAAAAACGUGGAGGAACUCAAAAAACCUGAGCUCAAACAAAAAGACAAGUUAGUGAAAAAAGAAAAAAGGAGUGACUUUAAAAGGAAGGAGAAGGAAAGAAGGAGGAGAAAAAAAUUAGAGAAAAGACUAAGUGAGAAGAAAGACAAGAAAGAGAAAUCAAUCAAGAGAGAGCAAAAACUAGCAUUGAAGAAUAAAGUUGGAGAAAAAGAGUUUGCAUGUUCCUCUGCUCCAACAGACGCCAAACGGAGUCGAGGACUGCCGACCUGUAAACCCAAUCCCAUGCAGUCAGAACCUCAUCAACCCAGCCGUGGUCUCCAACAGAAGACCUCAAAACUGAAAAACGGCCCUCUUCCAAAGAAGGAUCCUUGCUCCAACAACUCCCAGUCAGACAAAGAGCCAAAAAUAAAGUUCCCGUCCCUCCUCUGUAAAAACGUUGCACCCGUUAGUGCAGAACCGCCUAGUAGUUUGGAGAAAAUCGCACACGGCACAGAUGCUCCACGGACAGGAGGUCUUGGUGCUCCAGAUCUUCAGCCUGUUCCUGUGCUGGGAAACUCAGCAGAACCUGGGGAGAGCCUGGCCAACACUCCUCCUGUCCUCAGCUGGCAGGGCUCGCCGGUGUCCGAUCUGGAAGAAGAUGAGGAAGAGCUCGAAAAGGGCAUGAUGAGCAGACCUGUUCUGCAGCCGAGCCCCACCCAUUGCUCCUCGCCACCGGAGAACGGAAGCAAGGAAGAGGAGGAGGCCUUCGAGGGAACACCUGAUGAUGACUCGAACGACAGCACAACUGAGCUCUGUGAGGCGCCCAGUGCAGUCAAAGAAGUUAUAAAAGAGGAAGAUGAGGAGAACAGCAAGAGAACGCUUCUGACUGAGCUCCACCAACAUAAAAAUGGUUUGGAUGAUGUCUUCAAGAACCUCGCCAAUUUCCUCGGAGGCCAGAGGGUCACGUAUAGAGGCGGUCCAUUCGGUGGAGCACAGGGACGAGGAGGCAAGUUCUCAUCCACCCUAGUGCCAAAGAUUAAUGGGCAUGAGAAUCAGGAACUCGCCCUAAAACCCUCCCCCACAUCGUCUUCUGACUCCAGUAAUCAGUCACCACCAAACACUACCUCAGACUCACAUCUGAAAAGCUACUGUCUGCCAUAUUUAAGUGAGCCUGUCACUGGAAUCAAGGAAAAGCAGAGAGAAAUGGACAUGGACGCUAAAAUGAACCCGGAGGAGAUGGGCACCAAGAAAAUGCGAGCCGACUCGUCUCUUCUGGAAGGGUCGCUGAGUGCAGAGCUAAGAGUGACCACAACACAUACGGCGUCCUUAACUAGCGUCAUCACCGUCACCACUAAGGAAGAGAGAAAAAGCAGAGCGGAGCCGGGAAGCACAGCCACAAACAGGAAGAGAAAACAAAAGGCCAACAGUGGAGGACGAGACGACGCCAAGAUUAAGACAAAAUCUGAGCAACACAAGACAAAAUCUGAGCAACACAAGACUAAACGUAAGCAAACGAAGGACUUGAAGACGAAGCGUGCUGUGUCCCUGCUGUGGGUCAAGUCCUCCAAACGUCUUUUUGAAGACGCAAACGGCCAGAUUCCUCAGGAAAAUCAAAACCCCAAUAGCACAUCAAAGGCUUGCAGAGCCGAUGAAAAAAUAGCCGCAGAUAAGAAGAUGGAGGUUGGAGAAUCAGAGAAGAAGAAGUCCACUUCGGACACCAACGCCUCGGAAUCUGCCUUAUCUGGAACGAUCACUUUGAAGUCGGGCUGUCCGUCAUCGUCCAGCAGAGCUCCCAGUUCAGCAGCUUCAGUGGAUCCCUUGAAACUCAAAGCAGCGUCUAUGGGCUUGUUGAAGGAGGUGAAGAUCGUCCUGGUUAAAAUGAAAAACAACGGAAGGCAAACAUUCCAGAUAUCGGAGCUGGAGGAGCGAAAAAUCCCGCUUUCCGAAAUCAGUAUUGACAAUACAGCCAGGGAGCUGAUCACAGCAUGCAGGGGGGCAGUCAAGGAGGGGAAAUUUAAGGAGUCGUAUCUGCUUCCCGGCCUCACGGUGAAACCCAUAUUUGCUGUCAAGACGCCAAUCCCUCGAGAAAAGCUGAACCCUCCAACACCAAGCAUUUAUCUGGAGAGCAAGAGGGACGCCUUUUCUCCCAUUCUGCUUCAGUUCUGCACCGAUCCCAAAAAUCCUGUUACUGUCAUCCGAGGGUUGGCUGGGUCCCUCCGCCUUAAUCUCGGUCUGUUCUCCACCAAAUCUCUGGUGGAAGCUAAUUCGGAUCACGCCGUGGAGGUGAGGACUCAAGUUCAGCAACCCGCUGAUGAGAACUGGAACACCAGUGGCUCUGUGCAGACGUGGCCCUGUGAAAGCAGCCGCUCGCACACCACCAUUUCAAAAUACGCCCAAUACCAGGCUUCCAGCUUCCAGGAGAGCCUGCAGGAGGAGAAAGGAAGUGAGAGUGAAGAUGAAGAGGAGGAGACUGUGAAGGCUGCUCUAACACUCACCAUCUGCAAAGGCAAUCCCCCUUCAGUGACCAACAAGGCCACCUCUGCCCCUCAUGUGACCAGCACGCCCAGCUUUUUCUCUGACCAGAAAACAAGCAGGAAGAUCAUUAAAUUCGGUACCAAUAUCGACCUUUCUGAUCCUAAAAGGUGGAAGGCUCAGUUGCAGGAGCUGCUGAAGCUGCCGGCUUUCAUGAGAGUGGAAUCGAACAGCAACAUGCUGAGUCUGGUCGGACAAACCAUCCUGGGCAUGAACACCGUUCAGCUGUACAUGAAGGUGCCGGGCAGCCGCACGCCAGGUCAUCAGGAGAACAACAACUUCUGCUCCGUCAACAUCAACAUCGGACCUGGCGACUGCGAGUGGUUUGCGGUCCAUGAAAACUACUGGGAGACGAUAAACAAAUUCUGUGAAAAGCAUGGAGUGGACUACCUCACAGGGUCCUGGUGGCCAGUACUUGAGGAUCUUUACAGCUCCAACAUCCCCGUGUACCGCUUCAUCCAGAGACCGGGGGACCUGGUUUGGAUCAAUGCAGGGACGGUUCACUGGGUUCAGGCUGUCGGCUGGUGCAACAACAUCGCCUGGAAUGUCGGACCGCUCAACUCGUACCAAUAUCAACUGGCCCUGGAGCGCUUUGAGUGGAAUGAAGUGAAAAAGGUCAAGUCAAUAGUUCCCAUGAUCCACGUUUCAUGGAAUGUGGCUCGCUUGGUCAAGAUCACCGAUGAGGACACCUUCAAGAUGAUAAAACAUUGCCUGAUGCAGUCCAUCAAGCACAUCCAGAUUCUGAGAGAGCAGCUGGUGGCAGCCGGAAAGAAGAUCUGCUUCCAGCCCCGUGUGAAGGACGAACCAGCCUACUACUGCAACGAAUGCGAUGUGGAGGUGUUCAACCUGCUGUUUGUGACCACUGACAGCAGCACUAAGAGGACCUACGAGGUGCACUGUGAGGACUGCGCUCGAGCUAAAAGCUCCUCUCUGGCUGGAGUCGUGGUGCUAGAACAAUAUCGAACGGAGGAUCUGAUGAGAAUCUACGACAACUUUGUGCUGGCUCCUCCCCCGGUUACAAAGUGAGAGCCUCCAGCGUCACACGCCUCUCAGCCAUAAACCAAAACUCUAACGGCAGCACAAGCGUUGCGUUGCGUUCCCUCCGUUCCUGCAAACACUCUCCUCAAUCAGCCAAUCACGUUUACAUCUCACAUCCUGGUGCGGAGACUCAGCCGGUCCGGCUGCAGCUCACUGUCUUCCCCGUUCCAGCUGCAGUCCGGACGCCUGAUUUCAAUUGGAGUGACUAGACUGGUUCCCCUCAACCAAGAAAUAUCAGGUCAAAUACUGUAUGUUCAACGGACACUGCUGUGAUUCAGAAGCAUCGAGUAGCUGGUUCUGUGUGUCGAUUCAGGUACUUUUAUGCAAAGUCAGUAGAACUUUUUAAUAUUGUUGUUAUUCUGACACCAAUCUAGUUAUUCCACAUGUCCAUUCGUUGGCUGUGAUUCUAACGUACCAGCAGGGGAACGGCUUCACACAGAAGUAGCUGAUUGUCACCUUUAGCAUCGUAAUGGUUCAUGUUUUUUAUUGGUUUGUUUUUUACAUAUUCAGGUAAUUCUGACAUUUUCUAACUCCUGUCUGUAAACUCUCUUUGAGGUGCUAAUCUAAUCUUAUUUAUUCUUCUUAAAAAAAAAAAAAAACAUUUUACCAGCCUACAAGUACACCACAUUGGCCUUGUGAACUGUAUUUAGAGGAGAUCAAAUACACAAAUGAGGUGUUAUGUUUGUAUUAGACACAAAAAAAAAAAAAGAAUUGGAAACCUUUUGUCAGUUUCUCUGAAAUGCGGGUGACCUAAAGGACUAAAAUUCUUAGUUGGAAAUCAAGUAUUUAACGAGAAAACAUGUUUUUGGUGUCCAGCAAAGUGAUGUUCAAUGUGGUUUGUAUGGCACACAAAGAAAACAGACGUACACUUGUGUCAUUUUUACUCUUAAAAUGGGGAAAAACAUCCCAAGUUUAUACCUCUUUUCUUUUAUUACAGUGGUCAUGUUUCUAGAUGACAAAAUGACGGAGGAAGAUUAGAGUCACUGGAGAAAACAAAUGUGAGGAAAUUCUGAUUUUCUCUUUUUAAAGAUUUUAGAAAAAGAGUUUAAAGGAAUAGUUCUAACUCUAACUUUAUUCUCAAAAUUCUAAUUAAAAAGUCAUGAUUUCUAAUUUCAUUUGAGAAAUCUGAAGAAACGUUUACAAAAGGAAAUUUAGAGUCAGAGUCACUAAAUGUCAGAGACUAAAUGAAUGAAUAUAGAAGUGAGAAUCUUAUUCACAUGUUUUGACAAUUAUUUUAACAAUUUAAACUUUAGGCUCAAAAUCAUGGGAAAAAUUUAGAAUCCAACUUUGGUUUUAGUUUUUGUAGAAAAAUUAUCCGAAUUUGACUUUAAACCAAGAAAUUGGAGAAAAAAAAAGGUUAUAAAUCUUAGUUUGGUUCUAAUUUUUUUAAUAAUGGUCAUAAAUUGAUUUAAAAAAAAGUAAAAAAUAAUAACUUGGGUUUUAGGGUUUUGGUAAAAAUGUGUAAGAAAUUGAUCUUAAUCUCUGAAUUUUGAGAAAAAAGGACUUAAGUUUUAGAUUUUAUUAAGAAAAUUGGUCUUUGAUGACUUUAAUCCAAGAACGUUUGAACAAAUAAUUGAUAAUCAAACUUCAGGUAAUGGUUUAUGGUGAAAAAAUGUAAGAAAUUGACCUUAAUCCCUGAAUUUUAGGGGAAAAAAAUGUGACAAGUUUUAGAUUUCCUCAUUACAAUGACAAGUAAAUAACCUUUAUCUAAAAAUCUUGGGGUGAAAAGUGAGUAAUGUAACUUUAGUCCAAUUUUUUUGAUUAUUUCGGAAAACUUUUUAAGACAAUUGACCUUAAUCCUUAAAUUUUGGGAUUAAGUUAAAAAAAAUCUGACUUUGGUUUUAGAUUUUUUUAAGAAAAAUGGCCAAAAAUGAAUCCAAGAAUUUUGGUGAGAAAAAGUUAGAAUUCUUACUUUGGUUUUAGUUUUUUAGGGAAAAUUUUUAAGAAAUUGACCUUAAUCCCUGAAUUUUGGGAUUAAGUUAAAAGAAAUCUGUCUCUGGUUUAAGAUUUCUUUGGAAAAAUGAUCAUAAAUUGACUUUAAUCCAAGAAUUUUGAGAAAAAAGUUAGUUUGGAAGAAUAAAAAUCUGAUUAAAAUGUCAGAAUUUCCUAACAACGAGUUUCUUUUUCUCCAUGUGUGGAAUCUUCCGGUAGAAAGUGAGAAACUGUAACUUGUGGCUGAAAGUCACUGUGGUGUGGAUGGAUGGGGUGCAGAGGGGAGGGGAUCCACUGCUGACGUGCUUUUUAACACAUUUCAUGUUUAAAAAAAAAAAAGCCAACUGCAUCUGUGAAAAACAGAAUCCAGCUUUUUAAGAUCUGAUAAACAAAUGCAGUUGUUUUCAGCCCCCAGUCCUCUUUUGUACCAGGAAUCCCCCUUUUCCUGUUUUCAGAACUGGAACCUCAGACGUUCUGAAAACAGCUGGAUAAACUGAACAGACGGCUGUUUUUGUUUGUUUGUUGUUGUUGUUUUUCUGCAGCAGUUUGGAUGAAUUCCCCUCAUCGGUGAGUUUGUGAGCACACCUCUGCCCCCCUCCUUCAUCCGUGCACAUCCUGUCAUGUACAUACUGGAUCUGUUUCCUUAAAAAAAAAGAAAGUUAUUUUGUUUUCUUCUCUUCUAACACGAGCUGGAAAUGAUCCUGUUUAAAUUACUGCAUGGGGGGGGGGGCAUUCCUCCCCUCCUUUAUACCUCCUUUUGUUGUUGUUUUUCUCAGUCUUUUGGAUUAUUAUUUUUUCCUCAUGGAGAAUAUGAAAACACCCUGUAAAUGGUCACAUUUAUUUAUACUGUAAAUGGUUGGUUUCUGAAAUAUUUAUUGCAUAUCAAAGGACGCUUCACUUGAGGAGGGGCUACAAGGUAUUUUCAAAGCUGUAGUGUGGUGGUAGUGUGGACAGGGGCAGUGCAAUCAGGGGGGGCAGUUGAAUUUAUUGGUUUUUUUUUUCAUGGUGCUAGACCCCCUCUUUGCCCCGAUGCCCCUUUCAUCGACAGAAGAUGCUAUUCGAAGCAACAAUCUGGUGCUUGGAGCUGUUUUAGUGCAGUUCAGCCAUUACACCAAUGGAACCACGUCUUUGUACUGUAUAACAACCAGAUCCCGCUUAUGGUUUUUUCAAAUCUCUUUUCUGUUGUAUGAAAUUCAUAACCUUCUUCUGUGGCAUUAGUGGUUUUACGAUGAGCAUUAACCGUAGUUGUACUUCUUGACACUUUUGCAGAGACUUUUAGGGAUUUGACUUUUUAAUGGCGUCAAGGUUUUCCUCCCGUCUCGUCCUCCUCAUCAGUAUUAUUUGGAGGACCUAACAACUAUUUUUGUUUGUCUAUUUGAUUUAUGCUGCACUUGUUUCCAAAAGAUUCUCACAUGGACAAAAAAAAAAGAAAACCUGAGCCAGACCUGUCUUAAAUCCCUCUGUGAUUUUCUGUGACAUAUUGUAUUGUUGUUCAAGAUAAUAAAAAUAAAAAUGUUUUGAUAAAUGAUGGAAUAAA
Oryzias latipes (Japanese medaka) is the source of this 8741-nucleotide messenger RNA. RefSeq names its product lysine (K)-specific demethylase 6B, b (gene kdm6bb). Lineage: Eukaryota; Metazoa; Chordata; Actinopteri; Beloniformes; Adrianichthyidae. Gene Ontology annotation, cellular component: MLL3/4 complex. The record is from RefSeq and is a predicted model, not a curated record. Gene Ontology annotation, molecular function: histone H3K27me2/H3K27me3 demethylase activity; chromatin DNA binding; RNA polymerase II cis-regulatory region sequence-specific DNA binding. Gene Ontology annotation, biological process: heart development; regulation of gene expression.